AUGGCAUUUUCAAUGGUUUUGUUUGUUGCUAUAGUAGUGAGCUCUUUGAUGGUUGUCUCUGGUAACUUCUAUCCAGAUUUUGACUUGACAUGGGGUGACGAUCGCGCCAAAAUUUUCAAUGGAGGGCAGCUUCUGUCUCUCUCUCUAGACCACACCUCUGGCUCUGGAUUCAAGUCCAAGAGAGAGUAUCUGUUUGGGAGGAUCGAUAUGCAGCUCAAGCUUGUUGCUGGAAACUCUGCUGGCACUGUUACUGCCUACUACUUAUCCUCUGAAGGACCUACUCAUGAUGAGAUUGAUUUUGAGUUCUUGGGCAACCUUAGUGGAGAUCCUUAUAUUCUCCACACCAAUGCGUUCACUCAAGGGAAAGGGGGCAGGGAGCAACAAUUCUACCUCUGGUUUGACCCCACAAGAAACUUCCACACCUACUCCAUCAUCUGGAACCCCCAACACAUCAUUUUCUUGGUUGACAACACUCCCAUAAGACUAUUCAAGAAUGCUGAAUCAAUUGGUGUUCCCUUCCCCAAGAACCAACCUAUGAGGAUUUACUCUAGCUUGUGGAAUGCUGAUGAUUGGGCUACGAGUGGCGGGUUAGUGAAAACUGACUGGUCGAAAGCACCUUUUACAGCAUACUACCGGAACUUCAACGCCCAAACCUGUGCUGGAUCUUGCACUCAUGGCACCCCUUCUCGUUCAGCACUCUCGGAUGGAGGGUGGCAGACUUAA
Messenger RNA from Cornus florida, 723 nucleotides. RefSeq names its product xyloglucan endotransglucosylase protein 1-like. The coding region runs from base 1 to 723 and encodes 240 amino acids. NCBI's taxonomy places the organism in Eukaryota, Viridiplantae, Streptophyta, Magnoliopsida, Cornales, Cornaceae. Gene Ontology annotation, biological process: cell wall biogenesis; xyloglucan metabolic process. The record is from RefSeq and is a predicted model, not a curated record. Gene Ontology annotation, molecular function: hydrolase activity, hydrolyzing O-glycosyl compounds; xyloglucan:xyloglucosyl transferase activity. The transcript is spliced from 3 exons.